Pseudophryne corroboree (corroboree frog) is the source of this 1006-nucleotide messenger RNA. It is a transcript of the gene BRI3, whose product is annotated as brain protein I3. Bases 236 to 646 code for a protein of 136 amino acids. The record is from RefSeq and is a predicted model, not a curated record. NCBI's taxonomy places the organism in Eukaryota, Metazoa, Chordata, Amphibia, Anura, Myobatrachidae. The transcript is spliced from 3 exons.
CCAGGCAGAGUCACGCAGCAGCAUCAUCAGGACGGUCACAUGACCAGAGUCUUGUGAUUGCUGCUCUCACUCCUCGCACAUUAGGAGGAGGGAGUGUGAGUGUGUGCUCCGGGGAACUGACAGCGGGAUCACACGGGAGCCAGGCUCCUGCCAACCCGUGCCCACCCUCAUCUGGCGCCCUGCCUGCUACACCCGUCAUUCAGCGCUUCUCCCUCCGCUCUCACCGGGAGUCAGCAUGGACAGCAAGCCCCUACUGCAGGAGAGACCCCCAGCCUACACUCCGGCGGCUCCGGGCGGGUAUGAGUACGGGCAACCGCAGCAGAACUAUGGGACUAUACCGGGAGCCCCCCAGACUGCAGCUCAGACCGUGUAUCAGCCUCCUGCAUACCCCUACCCUACCGGCACCGGAUACAUUGCAUCGCCACAGACUGCCUACCCAAGCACUUACACGAUUAUCCAACAGCCAGCAUCCGUGACUUCAGUGGUAGUUGUUGGCGGGUGCCCGGCUUGCAGAGUUGGGGUUCUGGAGGAUGCCUUCACCUGCCUGGGUAUCUUCUGUGCCAUCUUCUUCUUCCCGAUUGGAAUCUUGUUCUGCCUGGCCCUGAGGCAACGGAGAUGCCCCAACUGUGGCGCCACAUUUGGUUAAAAGGAUCUAGCAGGGCGACACUGUCAUACACUUCUCAAUCCAAUUUUAAACACACAAUCCUCCUCUUUAAUUACAUAGCAUCUUUAUAUCCGGGUGUUUGAUAAGUUUAAUAUUCCUGUUCUGCGUAGGGUGGGAGGGAGAGCUCUGUGCCAUAGACACACAUGGAAGUGUAUUCGGCUUCCAGACAGCAGUGCCUUCAGAGACUGUACAAAUUUCCCAGCUCUGCCCCGUCUUCAUGUCCUGUAUGAACAUGUCCCUGUCGCUGGUGUUCACCUAUUUGUAUGUACAUUUGUGUCACACCAACCUGUACCAUGUAUUUGGAAAUAAUUUUAUAGUAAAAACAAAACAGCACUGUGAAAA